AUGAACGUGAAGACAGUGCUCGUCCUGCUUGUUCUGGCUCUAGCCACGAUCUUUGCCUUAGUCUGUGUGCUGCUGACCAGAGGAAGGGCCCCCAGCCCGUGCCAGCACCAGCCCCCGGCGCAGGAGGACACCGGUGAUGGCCAGAGCCUGGUCUUUGCUGAUCUGACCCCCGAGGAGAUGGUGCAAGUGGUGCGGUACCUGCAGGGGCACCUCGGGGUGCAGCUGGUGGACGCCUCGCGUGCCAAGCCCUCUGACAGCUGCAUCGCCUCGCUGGACGUGCAGGUCCCUGCCAAGGCGGAGGUGCUGCGGUUCCUGGAUGAGGGGGGCGCUCGGCCCCCCCGGGAGGCGCUGGCUGUGCUGUACUUUGGGAACCAGCCGGACCCCAACGUCACCGAGUACGUGGUGGGUCCGCUGCCGACGCCGGCGUAUCACCGGGACAUCACGGUGCAGAAGUACGGGGGGAAGGUGCCCUACCACCGCAGACCCACACUGGCUGUGGAGUACAAACAGAUUGGAGGGUUUCUGAAAAGCCAGGUGUUCCCUGCAGCUCCAUCUUUCAUGAGCCAAGUCAUGGAGUAUGAUGGGACCAAUCUGGCCGCUGUGACAGCUGCUCCCCGUGGAUUCCAGUCUGGAGAUCGGAUCACCUGGUUUGUCAUGUUUCAGAACGUGAGCGGGUUCUUCCUGCACCCCGUGGGGCUGGAGGUUCUGGUGGACCACAGCAGCCUGGACAUGUCCCGGUGGGCGGUGAGCAAGGUCUUCUACAACGGGCAGUACUACACGGACAUGGUUCAGCUGGAGAGUGCCUAUGUGCAGGGUCGCAUCAGGGUGGAGAAGGCCUGGAGCUUUGCCUUUGGGAUGAGCGUGAACACGGGCCUGCGCUUGUUCGACAUCCGACACAAGGGGGAGAGGGUGGCCUACGAAAUCAGUGUCCAAGAGGCGUUGUCCGUGUACGGCUCCAACUGCCCCGGAGGGAUGUCCACCAGGUACAUGGAUGGGAGCUUUGGCAUCGGGCGCUACACCUCCCCCUUGGUGCGAGGGGUUGACUGCCCCUAUUUAGCGACGUACCUUGAUGUGCACUACCUGGCUCAUUCCCAGGUCCCUCAAGUUAGUAAAAAUGCCCUCUGCAUCUUUGAGCAGAACCUGGGCUCUCCUCUGAGGCGCCACUACUCCAACUUGCAGUCACUUUACUACGGGGGGCUGGUCAACUCUGCUCUGGUUGUUCGGUCCAUUACGACUGUGGGCAACUACGACUACGUGUGGGACUUCAUCUUCUACCAGAGUGGGGCCAUUGAAGGCAAGGUCCGGGCCACGGGCUAUGCGAGCUCAUCCUUCCUCCAUGGGGAUGGUCUGAGAUAUGGCAGUAGGGUUUGGGAGCACACGCUGGGUACAGUACACACCCAUUCCAUCAACUACAAAGUGGACUUGGACGUGGGAGGAGUUGAAAACUCCCUGGUGGCCCAUGAUAUGGUGUUUGAGAUGAUCCGGGCUCCCUGGAGGCCAGAGCAGCAGAUAGAGCGGCCACGACUCACCAAGAAAAUCCUGGACACAGAGGACCAGGCUGCCUUCCGGCUCCAGUCAAAGAUGCCCAGAUACAUCUACUUUGCGGCCAAUAGCAAGAACAAGUGGGGCCACCAGCGUGGUUACAGGAUCCAGAUCACCAGUUUUGCAGGCGACCAUGUCCCUGAAGCCAGCUCCAUGGAGAGGGCCAUCAGCUGGGCAAGGUACCAGCUGGCUGUCACCCGGCGGAAGGAGGAGGAGCCCACCAGCACCAGCAUCUACAACCAGAAUGACCCCUGGACACCAACUGUUGCCUUCGCCGACUUCAUCAACAACGAGACCAUCACCAACGAGGACCUGGUUGCCUGGAUAACUGCUGGUUUCCUUCACAUCCCACACUCUGAGGAUAUUCCUAACACUGUGACGGUGGGAAACUCGGUCGGCUUUCUCCUGAGACCCUACAACUACUAUGACCUGGACCCCUCCAUAUACUCUCAUGAUGGUGUAUUUUUCACCAGCGAGCAGGACUUCACGACAUGUGAAAUCAACCCUAUCGCAUGCCUGCCCAAAACUGCCUCUUGUUUGCCAAACUUCCUCCCAUUCACCUAUGAUGGCUUCCAGAACAUGAGCAGGCUUUAA
This is a messenger RNA of Chaetura pelagica (chimney swift), 2136 nucleotides long. RefSeq names its product membrane primary amine oxidase-like. Gene Ontology annotation, cellular component: plasma membrane. The transcript is spliced from 5 exons. Lineage: Eukaryota; Metazoa; Chordata; Aves; Apodiformes; Apodidae. Gene Ontology annotation, molecular function: copper ion binding; primary methylamine oxidase activity; quinone binding. The record is from RefSeq and is a predicted model, not a curated record. Bases 1 to 2136 code for a protein of 711 amino acids. Gene Ontology annotation, biological process: amine metabolic process.